Messenger RNA from Sordaria macrospora k-hell, 1665 nucleotides. RefSeq lists its product as uncharacterized. The record is from RefSeq and is a predicted model, not a curated record. NCBI's taxonomy places the organism in Eukaryota, Fungi, Ascomycota, Sordariomycetes, Sordariales, Sordariaceae. Gene Ontology annotation, cellular component: fungal-type vacuole membrane. Gene Ontology annotation, biological process: basic amino acid transport; transmembrane transport. Gene Ontology annotation, molecular function: basic amino acid transmembrane transporter activity.
AUGGACAGCAACGCGCAGGAUGUGUCUGAUAGCGACAGUAACUCCACGCUGUGUUCCGACGUGGACGAAACAUCCCCUCUCUUGGAGUCGCAACCAACCAAGCCAACGUAUGUGACGUGCUCAGAGGCAGGUCAAGAAGUAUGGAAACCAGGACCAGGAUUCUGGUGGAUUGAGAUCGCCUUGUGGGCCAAUGUGUUUUUGUCGGGAUUUGACAUGACCAUCACGGCGUCGACGUAUGCCGCCAUCAGUUCCGAAUUUGGUGCCGCAAACAACGCUGCCUGGUUGACGACAUCGUACCUCAUCACGAGCACUGCGUUCCAGCCACUCUAUGGCAGGCUGUCAGACUUGUUCGGGCGGCGUCUUUGCUUCUUUGUGUCCACAGUAACGUUCAUGGCUGGCUGCCUUGGAUGUUCCCUUGCCCAGGACAUGCUGACGCUCAAUAUGAUGCGGGCUCUGGCCGGGUUCGGAGGAGGAGGAUUGAUCACAAUGGCGACUGUAAUCAACUCCGACAUGAUUCCCUUCAAGCAGCGUGGCAUGUACCAAGCAAUGCAAAACAUCCUCCAUGGAUUCGGAUCCGUGCUUGGAGCGUCACUCGGGGGCACCAUUGCCGAGACCAUCGGAUGGAGAUGGUGUUUCUUGUCGCAGGUUCCUGUGUCACUGGUAGCUCUCGUGGUUGGGUACUUUGUUUUGGAGAACCCAUUGCACUUGGUCGAAUUGACGGAUCCUAAGCGACGAAUUCGGUCUGCGUUGCAGUAUCUCGACCUCUCUGGGGCCACGCUGCUAGUUGUAGGACUGGUAAUCCAACUCUUGGGAUUGAGCUUUGGAGGCAACGAGUAUCCUUGGUCGAGCGUGCCGGUAGUGACCGCCCUGGUAGCGAGUUGUGUGUUGUUGGCCGGGUUCAUCGUGGUCGAAGCAAAGACGAAGGCAAUGCCGAUGAUACCUCUUCGGAUGCUGCAAGGUUGGCAGCCCAGUGCGGUGCAGCUGAGCAACAUCUUUUCCGGCAUGGCAGCGUAUGCUUAUAUGUUCAUGAUCCCCUUGUACUUCCAAGCAGUCCGGGGAGACUCGCCGUCCAAGGCAGGGCUGAGGCUCGUAAUGCCGUCUUUGGCAACGCCGAUCGGCGGGGUGAUCGCAGGGACCUUGAUGCAGCGCGGGAGCCGCCUGAGUUAUAACGUUCGGUUGGGGACGGCCAUGAUGCUGCUCGGUAACAUGCUCGCGGUGACGUUGGGGACGACAGGCGAUCGACGCAAGGAAUUCGUGUUCUUGGUACCGGCGACGCUGGGCCUCGGACUGACAAACCCCAGCAUUCUGUUUAGCUUUGUGUCUCUGUUUGGGCAUCGAGACCAAGCGGUAGCCACGUCGACGGUAUACCUGAUCCGAUCGAUGGGGAGCAUUUACGGCGUCACCGUCACGUCGGCCAUUGUGCAGAAUGUCUUGAUGACGAGACUGCCGGCAACGCUGGGAGAUGCGGCAACGGAUGAGCUGAUCGAGAAACUCCGCAAGUCGGUGUUUGCGCUGCGUGAACUGUCGCCCGAGUUGGAGAAGGCAGUCAGGGCGUUGUACGGGGACGCCUUGAGGAUCUCGUUUCUGGCUUCGACAUCGUUUGCUCUGCUGGCAUUCUUGUUUUCGUUCGCGCACAGAACCGGCAAAUUGCAGAGAAAGCCCUAA